AUGUUGUUUGCUGUCCCUCCCUGCCCAGUCACAGACGUAUGCGACCCAACAACCUGCCUGAAUGGUGGCAGAUGCAGCGAGACGUCGGAAGGCGGCGCUGAGACUACCAUACGUCGUCACCGAUUGCCGUGUAUCUGUCCCGUUGGUUUCUAUGGCUCCCAUUGUCAUCUACGAGUGCCGAUUCGCGGUUGUCGACGCAGGCAUGCAGGCAGUGGUGUUGGCAUUGGCAAUGAGAUGGCGCCGUCUGGAGACGCGAAUUCUGGCGCCGCGUCUGUAGCUGGGUCAGGCGAAGCAGGAAGGGGCACUUCGGGAGAGUGCUUCUGUCUUCCUGGCUGGAGUGGACCUAAUUGUGAGCAGAGUAAGUCAUGUACACAGAAGUUUUGCUUUUUAUAA
Protopolystoma xenopodis is the source of this 393-nucleotide messenger RNA. The record is from the annotation of a GenBank genome assembly. NCBI's taxonomy places the organism in Eukaryota, Metazoa, Platyhelminthes, Monogenea, Polystomatidea, Polystomatidae.